Molecule: messenger RNA, 5495 nt
Organism: Prinia subflava (tawny-flanked prinia)
Lineage: Eukaryota; Metazoa; Chordata; Aves; Passeriformes; Cisticolidae
Gene: KDM2B
Product: lysine demethylase 2B
Exons: 16
Coding region: 1267-4419 (1050 amino acids)
Biological process (GO): regulation of transcription by RNA polymerase II; protein demethylation
Molecular function (GO): histone demethylase activity; DNA binding; protein binding
Source: RefSeq, a predicted model, not a curated record
UCUUGUGCUGUUGGGUGCCAAAAUCUGGAAGCACAAGCAGGGCUCCCUGUGCAUCCCCGCUCUCCGCGCUGGGGUGUGAGAUGUGAGCCCACCCUUCGUGUUCCACCGGGGCCGGGCAGGGCUGCGACGAGGGAAGUGUUGUCGCUUACUUUGGUGCCAGUGUGGUCUGAGAGUGUGAUUCGCAGGCACUUCACAAACUCUCCGGUGCUUGGCAGAAAAGUGGCUUCUCUUAUCUCGGGUGUUGUUUCUGUGUGUGACCGACUCGGACCGUAACCCCCUCGGGGCAGGAGCCGGGCCUUUCUUUCAUGUGCGUUUGAAGUGCGCGGGGUGUGGUGACCACGGUGUGUGACGAUUUGGUUUGUCCCCUCGGGCUGGGAGCGCUCGGUACCGCUCCCCAGGAGGGGGACGGGGCCAAGGUUGGUCCCGGCAGGGCACAGGGCCCGCUCCGGCCGGUUCUGAGCAGCCUUUCCCGGGCAGGGCUGGCCCGGUGCUCCGGGGCCCUGCCGAGCGCAGGGAGCCGGGGUUCGCCAUCCCUAACGGGGGAGCCGAGCUCAUCCCUGAGGAAAGCCGGGUUCACCCCCGCAGGAGCAGCCAGGGCUCACCCCUAGGGAAGCCGGAGCCCUCCGUGAGGAGAUGCUGGGGUUCAUCCCGCGGGGCAGCCGGGCUCUCCCCGCAGCGGCAGGGCCGGUCCUGCCCGGCGAGGCGAGGGUGGGGGCGGCAGCCGGGCCGGUGCCUCCCGGGUGACAAAGGUUUCUUUUGUCUUGCGGCGCAAUUCGUGGCUUCCAGUUGCAAGGGCCCCAGUGUGGGAGCGCUGUCGGUGCGGGCCGAGGCGCCCCGAGGUAGCCUUUGUUCGUGCAGCCUCUUGGCAGCCCCGCCGGCAGGCCCGGCAGAAGGGCCCCCGCGGCGCCGGGAUGCUGCCGGGGCCGCUCUCCCCCGGCACCCGGAGCGGCGCUCCCGCCCGGGGAUGGGCAGCGAGGCCCGCGCCUCUCCCCGCGCUGCCACUUGCAGUUGGCUCAUGGGUCUGUGGUAUUCGGUUUCAGGCUCAGGGAUUUCAACCAGCCGGCGCUGCUCCUGGGAGGAAGGAAGAGCGAGCUAUACUUUUCUCAUUGGCCCGAACAAAAAACAGAAGCCUCUGCUGGGGUUUGGGAGUGGUUUAUGGGCUGAGCUCAGUGGCAGGGGAGCCCUCGCAAUGCCAGAGGGAAUAGAGCCGUAUGGUGCGCGGUGCCUAUUGCGGGAGAGAAGGAGCUGAGCUCAGGGUACUGUUUGAUGAGUGUGAAAGGAUGCUUCACUGAUUUUCAUAUUGAUUUUGGUGGCACUUCAGUGUGGUAUCACGUUUUCCGUGGGGGGAAGAUCUUCUGGCUGAUUCCACCUACUCUGCAGAAUCUAGAACUUUACGAAGAAUGGGUUCUCUCAGGAAAACAAAGUGAUAUCUUCCUGGGAGACAGGGUGGAACGGUGCCAAAGAAUUGAGCUGAAACAAGGCUACACGUUCUUCAUUCCUUCAGGGUGGAUACACGCGGUUUAUACUCCAGUAGAUUCUCUGGUGUUUGGUGGAAAUAUCCUGCAUAGCUUUAAUGUUCCCAUGCAGCUUCGCAUCUAUGAAAUUGAGGACAGAACAAGGGUGCACGCCAAGUUCCGCUAUCCUUUCUACUAUGAAAUGUGCUGGUAUGUUCUGGAGAGAUACGUGUCCUGUGUGACCCAGCGCUGCCACCUCAGCAAAGAGUACCAGAAAGAAUCAAUGUUAAUUGAUGCAAAAAGAAAACGCAGCACAGACAGCUACUCGUCAGAUUCGUGGUUAGACAUGGAUGAAGAAUCUUGUGAUGCCCAUCUCCAGGAGGAGAAGGAUGACAGCUUGGAUAAAAACUCCAAAUCCUUGGUGGAUGGCUCCUCCUCACCCAACAGCACACACUCAGAAGGGAAGGAGGCUGCAGGGAGGAAACAAAAAGCCACAGUAAUGAGGUACCUAAAAAGAACUUUGUCCAAUGAGUCAGACGACAGCGUCAAAUCAACGACCCCCACGGACUAUCCCAAAACACCCACGGGGUCUCCAGCUACAGAAGUUUCAACCAAAUGGACUCACCUCACAGAAUUUGAACUGAAGGGUUUAAAAGCCCUGGUGGAAAAGCUUGAAUCUCUCCCAGAGAACAAGAAGUGUGUUCCAGAAGGCAUUGAAGACCCGCAGGCUCUCCUGGAGGACAUGAAGAACAUUCUGAAGGAACACGCUGAUGAUGACCAAAAUCUCGCCAUUUCGGGUGUCCCUGUGGUCAGCUGGCCUAAGAAGACCACAAAGAACAGGGCAGUGGGGCGGCCCAAGGGGAAGCUGGGCGCUGCCUCUGCGGUGAAGCUCGCGGCCAACCGGAGCACGGCGGGCGCGCGGCGGCGCAGGACGCGAUGCCGCAAGUGCGAGGCGUGUCUGCGGACAGAGUGCGGCGAGUGCCACUUCUGCAAGGACAUGAAGAAGUUCGGGGGCCCCGGCAGGAUGAAGCAGUCCUGCAUCAUGAGGCAGUGCAUAGCUCCGGUGCUGCCUCAUACUGCCGUGUGUCUGGUGUGUGGAGAGGCUGGGAAAGAGGACACUGUGGAAGAGGAGGAGAGCAAGUUUAAUCUCAUGCUAAUGGAAUGCUCCAUUUGUAAUGAAAUCAUACACCCAGGAUGCCUUAAGGUGAAGGAAUCGGAUGGUGUGGUGAACGACGAGCUGCCCAACUGCUGGGAGUGUCCAAAGUGCAACCACGCAGGGAAAACUGGAAAAGCUUACAAGCAAAAGCGCGGACCAGGAUUUAAAUACGCGUCAAAUCUCCCGGGCUCGCUGCUGAAGGAGCAGAAAAUCAACAGAGACAACAAGGAAGUGCCAGAUGCUGCCAAACGGAAAGGGGACUGCGAGGAGACCCCCAGGCGGAAAUCGGAGGAACAUUCCAAAAAGGCUCCGGUGGACUCCAUCCUGAGGAGAAAGUCUGAGGAGGUGCAUCUGUGGAGGAAGCGGAAAUUCGAGAAAUCCCAGGAACCCACCAUGAGGAAGCGGCGGCGGUCGUGGAAGGCCCCGGAUGACAGAACUGCCAUGAUCAAACCCCUGCGGCGCCUCAAGCAGGAGCCCGAGGAUGAGCUGCCGGAAGCUCCCCCCAGGUCCAAGGAUAGUGACCAGUCUCGGUCCAGCUCGCCCACAGCAGGGCCCAGCACGGAGGGCGCCGAGCCCAGGGACAAGAAGAAGUUCAAGAUGAGGAGGAAAAGGCGGCUUCCCAAUAAGGAACUGAGCAAGGAGCUCAGCAAAGAGCUUAACCAGGAGAUCCAAAAAACCGAGAACAGCCUUGCCAAUGAGAACCACCAACCCAUCAAAUCUGAGCCGGAGAGCGAGAACGAGGAACCCAAGCGCGCGUUGAACAACAGCGAGAGACUCCAUAGGUUCAGCAAAGGGUUGAACGGGACUCCCCGGGAGCUGAGGCACCACCAGCUCAUGCCCAGCCUGCGCAGCACCCCCCGGGGAAUCGCCCGGCCCCCGCCCUCGCUGUCGCCCCCCAAGUGCAUCCAGAUGGAGCGGCACGUCAUCCGGCCACCUCCCAUCAGCCCCCCUCCGGACUCGCUGCCCCUGGAUGACGGGGCAGCCCACGUGAUGCAGAGGGAAGUGUGGAUGGCUGUCUUUAGCUACCUCAGUCAUAGAGACUUGUGCAUCUGUAUGAGAGUGUGCAAGACCUGGAACAGAUGGUGCUGUGACAAAAGAUUAUGGACCAAAAUAGAUUUAAACCAUUGUAAAUCCAUCACUCCACUUAUGCUUAGUGGCAUUAUUAGGAGACAGCCUGUAACCCUUGAUCUUAGCUGGACAAAUAUAUCUAAAAAGCAGCUGAGUUGGCUUAUCAACAGACUGCCAGGUCUGCGGGACCUGCUGUUAUCAGGGUGCUCAUGGAUAGCAGUGUCGGCACUUUGCAGCUCCAGCUGUCCCUUGCUGCGAACUCUGGACGUGCAGUGGGCGGAAGGGCUGAAAGACGCACAAAUGAGAGACCUCCUGUCCCCGCCCACGGACAACCGGCCAGGUCAGAUCGACAACCGGAGCAAGCUGCGGAACAUCGUGGAGCUGCGCCUGGCGGGGCUGGACAUCACGGACGCGUCGCUGCGGCUCAUCAUCAGGCACAUGCCCCUGCUGUCCAAACUCAACCUCAGUUACUGUAACCACGUGACAGAUCAGUCUAUCAACCUGCUGACCGCCGUCGGGACCACCACGCGGGACUCGCUCACGGAAAUCAACUUAUCAGACUGCAAUAAGGUCACUGACCAGUGCCUGUCUUACUUCAAACGUUGUGGGAACAUCUGCCAGAUCGACCUGAGGUACUGCAAGCAAGUGACGAAGGAGGGCUGUGAGCAGUUCAUAGCGGAGAUGUCCGUAAGUGUCCAGUUCGGGCAGGUGGAAGAAAAACUUCUGCAAAAACUGAGUUAGUUAAAGGACUCGUGUAAAUACUGGGGCGAGGGGGGGAAGGGACUAAGAACACGUAGGGAUUUUAUUUUCAAUUGGGAACUUGGAAUAUCAGAAAAUGCCGCGAUUGGAUUUUACAACUCUUGUUGAGGAGAGAACAACGUGAAACUACCCAUGUUGAGAAUUUCAACUUGUGCCACUAAUUCAGUCCACCUGGGAUGUCCUGCACUGGCUCUUAUGCAAAUUCAUAAGGCGACUGUUACCGAUGAUAAUUGUUCACACCCUGGAAGAGGACUGAGCUCCAAGAAAUACUGUUAUUUAAAGUACCACGGCAUGUGCUUGGUAGUGUAAAUUUGAUUUCUGCUUUUCAUUUCUUAAAACAAGAAAAAAAAAAGUUGGUGUCAUUUAAGUGGACCACGCACUGCAUUUCUGCCUUCUUAACACGUUUUGUUUUGUUACAUCUUACAUUAUGCAGAACUAUUUUUGUACAAAAAUUGUUUAAAAAUUAUUUAUGCAAUGUUUGAAUGCAUUACCAGUGUUUCGGUUUUGAUUGCCAAUUUUUAUCUUUACUUAUGGUAGGCGAGAACUUAACCUAUACUUCGUAGGCAGUAUCUAUCUACAAACGUGCCCAGGUCAGGAAAAGUAGGUUCAUACUUUCAACUUAAAGCAUGUUUUAAUGGAAGUUUAUAUCCUGCUUUGUAUACUUCAGAAGUGACAUAAGCAUGUUGUGGAAAUAAGGUGUAAAUUAUAGUUGAAGUAAAACACUUUUAUCUGUAUAGAAAUCACCUUUUUCUCAAAAUUUUAAAAAAAUUCCAAUUUCAGCUUUUGCACAUAGGAGGGUUUCACUCUGUAGCAUGAGCUCUUGUACUCAAUAUAAAAUUAAUUUAUACAGUGAGUCCAGCAGUAGAAUAAAUGGUCAAACGUAGUCUCUCUUUCUUUGAAGUGUGAGUUGAGUUCUCAUUUAAGGUUUAUAACAUGGUUAUUUCCUGAUUGUAAAAUUCUGCAUUCAUAAGUGCCAUUGUUGUAUGGUGUUGUUUUCGUAGACCUUCCUGAUGCAGUUUUACCUUUGUUGAAUUUGUAUAAACAAUUGUACAAAAACA